This is a messenger RNA of Loa loa (African eye worm), 741 nucleotides long. RefSeq lists its product as hypothetical. The record is from RefSeq and is a predicted model, not a curated record. The transcript has 6 exons. Bases 1 to 741 code for a protein of 246 amino acids. Lineage: Eukaryota; Metazoa; Nematoda; Chromadorea; Rhabditida; Onchocercidae.
AUGUCGGAAAAUAGCAUCCAUUUUCUAAAUAGAUUUAUGCUUGGAACAUACGGACAACGAAAUCGAACUCAUCUUCAUUCAUCACGUUCAUUUAUGGGAUUAACGUUAAAUCACGACAGAACACCUUUCUUUGAUUUACUAUCCGAUAAGCAGCAACUCUUCCUUACCUUAUUUGGAGCAUACGAUCGAAGCAAUUAUGUUCUUUUGGAGAAAGCACAUGACGAAUUUGAUUUAAGUAUUGCUAUGACACUUUAUGAUUCGACAAUUAAAUAUCGAGUAACUGGAAGUGUCACUACAGUCUAUCAGAGUAAAUGUGGUAACACACCUGAUAAUCUACCAGAUCCAUGCAAAUCUAAUCCUCACGAUUUCUAUUUCAGUUGCUUACAUGUCUAUCAGAGUAAAUGUGGUAACACACCUGAUAAUCUACCAGAUCCAUGCAAAUCUAAUCCUCACGAUUUCUAUUUCAGUUGCUUACAUGUUGGGUAUUACUUAACUGAAGAACGUGAAACAAUCCCUAAUCGGACGGCUAGUCGUUGUGCCUUAACUGGUCCAAGUCCCUAUAGAAGCAUACUUGAUCGAAGCCAACAAUUACGAUAUACAUACGGAUAUUGGGAAGACCUAUCACUUAUGCUUAUGCAAGAUGAAGGAAAUAGCACUUUGGUUAUCGAUGGAGUACAAAUGAUACCACCAUCGGAACUCGACAUUUCCCCCACAACCACCGAUGAUUUCGACUGGUUCUGA